AUGAAGCGCUACUAUGCGGAUCGCGCCUCUGUGCCCGGCACACUAAUUAUCUCAGAGGCUACUAAUAUCGCUGCUGGACAGGAAGGCCAGCGAUACACCCCCAGCUUCGUCAGUGAUGCUCAAGUGGCCGCUUGGGAGGAAAUCAUCGAUGCUGUUCAUACCAAAGGGUCCUUCUUCUUCCAACAACUUUGGGAUCUCGGACGGGCCGCCGACCCUUUUUAUAUGAGAGAACGCGGUUCAAAGUACAGAUCCAGCAGUGCUGUGCCGAUAGAAGGCGUCAACGUAACCCCUGAGGCCAUGACAGAGGAAGACAUCCAACAAGUUAUUCAGAACUACGUGGAUACCGCUGAACGAGUCAUGGCUGCUAGAAGAGACGGUGUCGAGAUUCAUGCCGCCCAUGGAUAUCUUCUAGAUCAAUUCCUCUCUGACCAGGUCAACCACCGCACUGAUAAAUGGGGUGGUUCCAUUGAGAACCGAUCCCCGCUUGCGCUCGAGGUGGCAAAUGCUGUUGUCGACGCCGUUGGCGCAGAGAAUGUUGCCAUUCGUCUGUCUCCUUAUGCUUCUUUUCAGGGCGCUCAAAAGUCGGAUGCCAAGAGUCAGUACCUUUAUCUGGUUCAAGAACUGAAGAAGUUGGGAUCUCUCGCAUAUCUCUCCCUUGUCGAAGCUAAGGGUGACCCCGCCAUCUUCUUUGCCAAUGCCUCAGCGGAAGACGAGAAGACACUACACUUCAUUUUCGAGGCUUGGAAUAAUCAAUCUCCAGUCAUCGUCGCUGGUGGUUACACCCCGGAAUCAGCAGUAUCGGCUGUUGAUGAUCAUUAUAGGAAGUGGGAUGUACUCGUCGCUUUUGGCCGUCAUUUCCUCGCCAAUCCUGACUUAGUCUUCAGAGUUCAGAAGGGCUUGGAGCUUAACAAAUAUAACCGAGUAACAUUCUAUAUCAAUAUGUCGGAGGAGGGUUAUAAUGAUUACCCUUUCCACGAGGAGUUCUCUGAAUACGCAACAGCGGCCUAA
Molecule: messenger RNA, 1008 nt
Organism: Fusarium odoratissimum NRRL 54006
Lineage: Eukaryota; Fungi; Ascomycota; Sordariomycetes; Hypocreales; Nectriaceae
Exons: 1
Coding region: 1-1008 (335 amino acids)
Molecular function (GO): NADPH dehydrogenase activity; FMN binding
Source: RefSeq, a predicted model, not a curated record